Molecule: messenger RNA, 423 nt
Organism: Geodia barretti
Lineage: Eukaryota; Metazoa; Porifera; Demospongiae; Tetractinellida; Geodiidae
Source: the annotation of a GenBank genome assembly
AUGACGCGAUUGAUCAACCACGCCCGCGAGGACGGUUACCCGUGCAUCGUUGGCACGGCCUCCAGCGACGGCGUUCCAAACUGCGGAUACAUCGGCACGGUGCUGACAGUCGGCGACGACUCCCUCAUGUAUCGCGACCGCACCGGUCGGGUCCCCCUCGACCACAUCGAGGAAAACCCCAGGGUCAUCGUCCUUUUCCGCAAUACCGAAAGGGAUGCCGGAUGGAAAUUCCGUUGCACCGCUACGGUCCAUCGCGAAGGCGAGGUGUUCGAGGAGAUGAUCGACCACCUCGUUCAGUCCGGGUUGGUAACGGAUCGCUAUCUGCAGGACGGCCAGGGGGCCAUCGUAGUGCUGCGGAUCGACCAGGUGCUCAGUCUUUACGGAGAGGUUUUGCAAGAGCGCGUACCCGGCCAACGCUGGUAA